GGAACUUUGUAAACCGACAACCAUAGCACGAAUUAAUUGCUAUCAAUAGGACAAGACAUAAUCUGAGCUUCUCAGCUCACCCUUCCCUCGGAUAUACCCACCGAUCCAUAACCUGUUUAAACGAUUACCACGAAACUUGCGCCGUCAUCAUGUCUUCCGAACUAGAAACCUUCACCAUGCUGCCUUUGCAGAUCGACUCGCAGACCAAGGCACUUACAACAACAUCGAGCUCCCGCGCAUUACAAAACGAACUUUCAUCACUUAACACAUUACACCGCUCGCUUCUUGCCUUAGAAACCCCGAACCAAGUCCCACCGCCCCCGGUGCCUGUGAACCCCAAACGCUCGGCCAACGUCAGCAAGCUACGAGAGAGUGGUAACAACGAGUACCGAAAAGGAAAGCAUGCCGAAGCCGUUAAAUUCUAUAGCCUUGGUCUACAGAUGGCCUUGACCCGACCGCUAUGGGAGCCUCAGCAACUUGUACGAGAAGAGGUUGCUGCUCUCUAUGCCAACCGUGCUCAGGCUCACAUGGCCUUGCAGAGUUGGGCUGAAGGUGCUGCUGAUGCCGAAGCUAGCGUUGAAGCUAAGCGCGUCGGAAACUCCAAGGCCUGGUGGAGGCGUGGUAAAUGCUUGACCGAGAUGGGACGACUGAUCGAGGCCAAAGAAUGGGUCAGCAAGGGAUUAGAGAUGGAAGGUGACGAAGGCGAGCUGGUGGCAUUAUUGAAGGAUAUCAAUGCGAAACUAGAAAAGGAUAGUUCAUAAAGAACUGGUCUGAAUCAUUUCGUGAAUGGCGUUUGGGGAGUUUAUGGGUAUAUUAUUGUUUCUUAAAACCCCCUGUUUGUCCUCGACAUCAAUCCUACCACCGAAUCUCGAAUGCGAAUUUGCGCUGUUUAUAAUCAUCCCAAAGUUGCGAUUUAGACCGUGUGAAAGAACUCGAAAAAUAUCAACCUGCCUGACACACAGAUGACUGUCUACUGUUCGAAUGGUGGAAUAAAUAUUAUUCUGUAGCAUAUGUGCCCUGCUCCUCCUACGUAUCGUGUAGGUAGAUAGGCUCUUCCACAACCUACAGCAUAC
Molecule: messenger RNA, 1073 nt
Organism: Hypoxylon trugodes
Lineage: Eukaryota; Fungi; Ascomycota; Sordariomycetes; Xylariales; Hypoxylaceae
Exons: 1
Coding region: 150-761 (203 amino acids)
Molecular function (GO): protein binding
Source: RefSeq, a predicted model, not a curated record